Molecule: messenger RNA, 1347 nt
Organism: Oikopleura dioica
Lineage: Eukaryota; Metazoa; Chordata; Appendicularia; Copelata; Oikopleuridae
Source: the annotation of a GenBank genome assembly
AUGACAGACGAAUUCAUGGAGAACAUGGGAGAGUACUCCUUCGAUAUGUUGGAGUUACUCGGCACUGGUUCUUAUGGAUCGGUUCACAGGGCGGUGACAAAAGACGGGCUCGGAAACGAAUUCGCGAUCAAGAAAGUUACUACAAGCGAUUUGAGCGAUAUGAUCCGCGAAAUCUCCUUCAUGAAGCAACUCGACUCCCAGUUCAUUAUCAAGUACUACGGAUCAUUCUGCUUGGACAACAGUUUAGCGAUCGUCAUGGAGUACUGCAGCGGAGGAAGUAUCAGCGAUAUUUACAGGUGUAGAAAGCAAACACUGACAGAAGAGGCUUGCGCCACGAUUAUUCGGGACACCCUGUUUGGACUCGACUAUCUUCAUCAGCAAAGAAAGAUUCAUCGAGAUGUCAAGUGUGGAAAUAUUCUGCUGACAGAGAAGGGCGUAGCCAAGCUAGCAGACUUCGGUGUCUCCGGGCAACUUACAGAAACGUUCAAUAAACGCAAUACCGUCAUCGGAACGCCGUAUUGGAUGGCGCCGGAAGUCAUUCAGGAAAUCGGAUACGACUGCUUAGCCGAUAUAUGGUCGCUGGGGAUCACUGCCAUUGAAAUGAUAGACGGAAAACCGCCGUAUUCGGAAAUGCAGGUUGCUCGCGCUAUUUAUACGAUUCCGCAAAAUAGCCCUCCGACAUUCAAGGAUCCAGCAAAUGUGUCGAACAUUUUCAACAAUUUCGUCAAGCGUUGUCUUAUCAAGAAACCCGAGAAACGGAGUUCUGCUGCCGAGCUGCUGGAAGAAGAGUUCAUCAAAAAUGCUCGUCGAUCGAGGGAACACAUUAUUGAAAUUAUUGAAGAAGCUCAUGAAAUCAAGAGACGACUGAGUCAGACGAAAAACAAGCGUCAGGAAUCUAUUAAUCGUAGCUCAGGAUCUGAAGAGAAUGAAUACAGUACUGUCCUCAAAAGCGAAAACUCUCCAGCCGGAACAAUGCUUGAAGGAUCAUCUACGAUCGUAAAGUCAUUCAACAGUAUGUGUGUUUACGAAAACACAACCAAGCAGUCGUCAAAUCAGCGCAAUACGUUCAUGAAUUAUAUCCAAGAUUUGCCACCACCGCCUCAAGCUGCCCAGAUUAGUAUGAACCCAGAUGUAGAAGAAAUACGCAAUAUUCUAAAGGGAACGCGAAACCUGAAAGAUUACUCGAGCGAUCAGCUACGCAGAUUUUUGGAUUUAAUUGACCCCAUGAUGGAGCAAGAACUCGAAGAAACGCGCGAGGCCUAUUUGCAAAAGCAAAAGCCUAUUACUGACGCAUUAGAAGCAAAAAGACUUGCGCGACGGAAUAUGCAAGAAAAAUACAACAACUAA